Candida tropicalis MYA-3404 is the source of this 3147-nucleotide messenger RNA. RefSeq names its product H(+)-transporting V1 sector ATPase subunit A (gene TFP1). Gene Ontology annotation, cellular component: fungal-type vacuole membrane. The record is from RefSeq and is a predicted model, not a curated record. Gene Ontology annotation, biological process: ATP metabolic process; proton transmembrane transport; intein-mediated protein splicing. The coding region runs from base 1 to 3147 and encodes 1048 amino acids. Gene Ontology annotation, molecular function: endonuclease activity; ATP binding; proton-transporting ATPase activity, rotational mechanism. The transcript has a single exon. NCBI's taxonomy places the organism in Eukaryota, Fungi, Ascomycota, Pichiomycetes, Serinales, Debaryomycetaceae.
AUGAUUGGAUGUGCCAUGUACGAAUUGGUUAAAGUUGGUCAUGAUAAUUUAGUUGGGGAAGUUAUUAGAAUUAAUGGUGAUAAAGCAACCAUUCAAGUUUAUGAAGAAACUGCAGGGGUCACUGUUGGUGAUCCAGUUUUAAGAACUGGUAAACCAUUAUCUGUUGAAUUAGGUCCUGGCUUAAUGGAAACUAUUUAUGAUGGUAUUCAAAGACCUUUAAAAGCCAUUAAAGAUGAAUCCCAAUCUAUUUAUAUCCCAAGAGGUAUUGAUGUUCCUGCUUUAUCAAGAACUGUUCAAUAUGAUUUCACCCCAGGUCAAUUGAAAGUUGGUGAUCAUAUCACUGGUGGGGACAUUUUUGGUUCUAUUUAUGAAAACUCUUUAUUGGAUGACCAUAAGAUUUUGUUACCUCCAAGAGCAAGAGGUACUAUUACUUCUAUUGCUGAAGCCGGUUCUUAUAAUGUUGAAGAACCAGUUUUGGAAGUUGAAUUUGAUGGUAAGAAACAUAAAUACUCUAUGAUGCAUACUUGGCCAGUUAGAGUUCCAAGACCAGUUGCUGAAAAAUUGACUGCUGAUCAUCCAUUGUUGACCGGUCAAAGAGUCUUGGAUUCUUUAUUCCCAUGUGUUCAAGGUGGUACUACUUGUAUUCCAGGGGCUUUUGGUUGUGGUAAAACUGUUAUUUCUCAAUCUUUAUCCAAAUUCUCCAACUCUGAUGUUAUUAUCUAUGUUGGUUGUUUCACUAAAGGUACUCAAGUCAUGAUGGCUGAUGGUGCCGACAAAUCUAUUGAAUCUAUUGAAGUUGGUGACAAAGUCAUGGGUAAAGAUGGUAUGCCAAGAGAAGUUGUUGGCUUACCAAGAGGUUAUGAUGAUAUGUACAAGGUUCGUCAACUUUCUAGUACUAGACGUAAUGCUAAAUCCGAAGGCUUGAUGGAUUUCACUGUUUCUGCUGAUCAUAAACUUAUCUUGAAAACUAAACAAGAUGUCAAGAUUGCUACACGUAAAAUUGGUGGCAACACCUAUACUGGUGUUACUUUCUAUGUUUUGGAAAAGACUAAGACUGGUAUUGAAUUAGUUAAAGCCAAGACUAAAGUUUUCGGUCAUCAUAUCCAUGGUCAAAAUGGCGCUGAAGAAAAAGCUGCUACUUUUGCUGCUGGCAUUGACUCUAAAGAAUACAUUGAUUGGAUCAUUGAAGCUAGAGAUUAUGUACAAGUUGAUGAAAUUGUCAAGACCAGCACCACUCAAAUGAUCAACCCAGUUCAUUUUGAAUCUGGUAAACUCGGUAACUGGUUACACGAACACAAGCAAAACAAAUCACUUGCUCCACAAUUGGGUUACUUGUUGGGUACUUGGGCUGGUAUUGGAAAUGUUAAAUCUUCUGCUUUCACCAUGAACUCCAAAGAUGAUGUUAAAUUAGCUACAAGAAUUAUGAACUACUCUUCAAAAUUGGGCAUGACUUGUUCUUCUACUGAAUCCGGUGAACUCAAUGUCGCUGAAAACGAAGAAGAAUUUUUCAAUAACCUUGGUGCUGAAAAGGAUGAAGCUGGUGAUUUCACUUUUGAUGAAUUUACCGAUGCUAUGGAUGAAUUGACUAUCAAUGUUCAUGGUGCAGCUGCAAGCAAGAAGAACAAUUUGUUGUGGAAUGCUUUGAAAUCUCUUGGUUUCAGAGCCAAGUCUACUGAUAUUGUCAAGAGUAUUCCUCAACAUAUUGCUGUUGAUGAUAUUGUUGUCAGAGAAUCUUUGAUUGCCGGUUUAGUUGAUGCUGCUGGUAAUGUUGAAACCAAAUCCAAUGGUUCUAUUGAAGCUGUUGUUAGAACUUCUUUCAGACAUGUCGCUAGAGGUCUUGCCAAGAUUGCUCAUUCUUUGGGUAUUGAAUCAUCUAUUAAUAUUAAAGAUACUCACAUUGAUGCUGCUGGUGUUAGACAAGAAUUUGCUUGUAUUGUCAAUUUGACUGGUGCUCCACUUGCUGGUGUUCUUUCUAAAUGUGCACUUGCAAGAAACCAAACCCCAGUUGUCAAAUUCACCAGAGACCCAGUUUUGUUCAACUUUGAUUUGAUCAAAUCUGCAAAAGAAAACUAUUAUGGUAUUACUUUGGCUGAAGAAACUGAUCAUCAAUUCCUUUUAUCCAACAUGGCCUUGGUACACAACUGUGGUGAACGUGGUAAUGAGAUGGCUGAAGUUUUGAUGGAAUUCCCAGAAUUGUUUACUGAAAUUUCUGGUAGAAAAGAACCAAUUAUGAAACGUACCACUUUGGUUGCCAAUACUUCUAAUAUGCCAGUCGCUGCCAGAGAAGCUUCUAUUUAUACUGGUAUUACAUUGGCUGAAUAUUUCAGAGAUCAAGGUAAGAAUGUUUCUAUGAUUGCUGAUUCUUCUUCACGUUGGGCUGAAGCUUUGAGAGAAAUUUCUGGUAGAUUGGGUGAAAUGCCUGCUGAUCAAGGUUUCCCAGCUUAUUUGGGUGCUAAAUUGGCUUCUUUCUAUGAGCGUGCCGGUAAAGCCACUGCUUUGGGUUCACCAGAUAGAGUUGGUUCAGUUUCUAUUGUUGCUGCUGUUUCUCCAGCUGGUGGUGAUUUCUCUGAUCCAGUUACUACUUCUACUUUGGGUAUUACUCAAGUUUUCUGGGGGUUGGAUAAGAAAUUGGCCCAAAGAAAACAUUUCCCAUCUAUUAAUACCAGUGUUUCUUAUUCUAAAUACACCAAUGUUUUGAACAAAUACUAUGAUUCCAACUAUCCAGAAUUCCCACAAUUGAGAGACAAAAUUAGAGAAAUUUUAUCUAAUGCUGAAGAAUUGGAACAAGUUGUUCAAUUAGUUGGUAAAUCUGCAUUGUCUGAUUCUGAUAAGAUUACUUUAGAUGUUGCUACCUUGAUUAAAGAAGAUUUCUUGCAACAAAAUGGUUAUUCUUCAUAUGAUGCAUUCUGUCCAAUUUGGAAGACUUUUGAUAUGAUGAGAGCAUUUAUUUCAUAUUAUGAUGAAGCACAAAAAGCAAUUGCUAAUGGUGCUCAAUGGUCUAAAUUAGCUGAAAGUACUAGUGAUGUUAAACAUGCUGUUUCUUCAGCUAAAUUCUUUGAACCAUCAAGAGGUCAAAAAGAAGGUGAAAAAGAAUUUGGUGAUUUAUUAACCACUAUCUCCGAAAGAUUUGCUGAAGCUUCAGAAUAA